AUGAACCAUCAGUAUUCCACUAGCGAAGAGCAGGACUAUACCUACAGUUCUAGCAGUCAAUAUGGACUUUCGCAGCCAUCUCUGCAUUCCUACUCGACUCAUCUUCUCUCCCCGUACAGCCAACAUUCUUCCGUUUCCUCUGAGGGCUCCCAGUUACCCCCUCAUUAUGCAACAUCACAAUCAGUGUAUGCUCAGACGCAACAGCAUUCUCCGCCGAGUCAUGGGUACCAGUACCCGAUUCAUUAUAUUGCCCAGUCAAGGUAUCCUCCAUCCCAGAGAUACCUCUCCAUUCCUGACCCUCUACGAGAUGUCGAGAUUGAGAGGCAAGAGUCAUGUAACGAGCACUUGAUGGCUUCUGAGCCAGUGCUACCGCCGCUGGAAGGGUUUCCAGACGUUGGAGAGUUCGACCAGCUCGUGGCCAGUUACGUCCAAGACCUAUCGGUCAAAAAGCAGGAUAAAGCCUUGAUACAUUCAAGUAGGGCACGAAACAUCAGAACGGUACUCAUUGACCCAAAAAAUACGGCAAUAGAGUCGGCGCAGUUUCGCUUCUGGGUCAAGAAGAUGUUCAAGCUUGAGCAAAAUGAUAAUAACAGAGCAUAUGAGUUAAAACGGUUCAUCUGCCAUGAAGGGAAACCAGUCGCAAUCCGGGAGAAGUUGUUCAAAAUUCUGACAAAGGCACACCAGCAAUGUCAGCAUGGCGGCCGAGACAAAACCUCAGCACAGGUUCGAAGGCUAUAUUCCUGGUAUGUGGUCCCUAAAGAACUAAUCUCCCGCUUCGUCAAAAUUUGCCCAACCUGCCAAGUCCGCCGCGGCGGCUGCCGCCUCACCCCUCCAAACUCCCGCAAAAACUCCCCAAAACUAACAACCCUCCCAAACCCACAACUUCUCUCCCCGCCCGGCUCCAGACGGAACUCCGUAAUCAGUCGUGCCGGCGCCAGCACCGCGGGACGAUCGCAGAGGAAAUACUCAUCCCAUCACCACGUCCAGGGCUCGCGUUGGGGUCAGAGCCACGGCCACAGCCACAGCCAUAGUCCCGAAGGCCACGGUCACCAUCUCCAUCACAGCCAUUACCAACAUCACGUCAACCCUUUGGCGCCCACGGGACUGGCGACGUUGCCGAGAUCGAUGUCCGGUGCCAUGGAUGAGAUAUCUGGGGGAGGCAUGCAUUUGGCAUCGACAAGUCAUUUGGAUUAUCAUGCCUCGUAUGACGAGGGGCAUGGGAUUCCUGAGUCGCAUUAUUGA
Messenger RNA from Paracoccidioides lutzii Pb01, 1242 nucleotides. RefSeq lists its product as hypothetical. Bases 1 to 1242 code for a protein of 413 amino acids. The record is from RefSeq and is a predicted model, not a curated record. The transcript has 5 exons.